AUGGGCUCCAUUGGCAACGACCAGGCUCUUGCCCCUCCCCCGUCCACAGACAAUCCUACAUACAAGAUCGCCUCAAUCCCAGCAGACGGCAUCGGCCCCGAAGUCAUCUCUGCCGGCAUCGCCGUGCUCGAAACCCUCGCCUCCACAUACGGCUCCUUCUCCUUCACCUUCACGCACUUCGACUGGUCCUCGGACACCUACCUCAGCACGGGCAAAUACAUCCCGACCAACGGCCUCGAGCAGCUGCGCGCCCACGACGCCAUCCUCUUCGGCGCGGUCGGCGACCUCCGCGUGCCCGACCACAUCUCCCUGUGGGGCCUCCGCCUCGCCAUCUGCCAGCCGCUGCAACAAUUCGCCAACGUGCGGCCCACCCGCGUCCUCAAAGGCGUGACCUCCCCACUCAGCGCCUGCCAAGCCGACCCCUCGAAACUCGACUGGGUCAUCAUCCGCGAGAACUCCGAGGGCGAGUACGCGGGGCAAGGCGGACGCAGCCACGUGGGCCAACCCUGGGAAACCGCCACGGAGGUCAGCAUCUUCACGCGACACGGCGUGGAGCGCAUCAUGCGCUUCGCGUACGAGGUGGCGCGCUCCCGCCCGCGCAAGCGCCUCACCUUCGUGACCAAGAGCAACGCGCAGCGCAACGGCAUGGUGCUGUGGGACGAGGUGCACGAGCGCGUGCGGGCCGACUACCCGGACGUGACGUCCGACAAGAUGCUCGUCGACGCCAUGACGUGCCGCAUGGCGCUGCAGCCGGAGAGCAUCGAUACCGUGGUGGCGACGAACUUGCACGCCGACAUCUUGAGCGAUCUGGCCGCCGCGCUCGCGGGCAGUAUCGGCAUCGCGCCCACGUCGAAUCUGGAUCCGACGCGCAAGAAUCCCAGCAUGUUUGAGCCAAUUCAUGGCUCCGCGUGGGAUAUUGCCGGCAAGGGCGUCGCGAAUCCCGUGGGUACGUUCUGGACCUGUGCCGAGAUGGUGAGGUGGUUGGGGCAUGAGAGCGCGGCGGAGCUGCUGAUGGAGGCGGUGGAGAAUGUUAUGGGUGAGGGCGUCAAGACUAAGGAUCUGGGUGGGAGCGCGGGCACCAAGGAGGUUACCGAGGCGGUGCAGAGCGAGGUGGUGCGGUUGGGCAAGCAGAGGGGCGUGGCAUCGGGGAAGCAGGGCAAGGCGUAG
Messenger RNA from Cyphellophora europaea CBS 101466, 1167 nucleotides. RefSeq names its product tartrate dehydrogenase. The transcript has a single exon. Gene Ontology annotation, molecular function: oxidoreductase activity, acting on the CH-OH group of donors, NAD or NADP as acceptor; NAD binding; magnesium ion binding. The record is from RefSeq and is a predicted model, not a curated record. NCBI's taxonomy places the organism in Eukaryota, Fungi, Ascomycota, Eurotiomycetes, Chaetothyriales, Cyphellophoraceae. The coding region runs from base 1 to 1167 and encodes 388 amino acids.